CUCCUCUAUCUGAAAUCUACUGUCAGUAAGAAAUGUACUGUAAGAUUGCUUUUGAUGCGCACAAUAUAUGAUAGCACAAAAACCUACUAUAUUUAAGGGAGAACUUGGCUUUCUGAUUUAAGAUGACCCCUUUAUUUGGCUGCUUGUAGGCUCUGCUACAAGGUGAGGGAUGUCUAUCCAUUGAAGUGCCCCCUCAAAUAAGGUUUUUUUAUAAGCUUUAAAAAAACAUUUAAAACUGUCAAUUUUGACAUGAUCUUAUAGUAAAUUAAAGAUUUCAGAAACUUUAGUGACAGGCACAACUUUGGAAAGUGCAAAUAACAGGCAUGCACAAGUGCCACCCUGGAAGGCUUUGAAAAAUAAACUGGUGCUAAUAUGAGCCUAGCAAAUCUGCUGCGGUGGGAUUUGAAUGAGAACAAACAAGGUUCGUCUUUAUAGGAAUGGACCUUGCACAUAGUACUAUAGAUUAAGGAGGAAUAACAGUGCAGGGGAAAGAAUCUGAAUAAAGGAUUUUGUCAAGGCAAUCAAAAGAUGAGAACUCUGAUCAUUCCACAGGCCUUUUAGUUCCUGGAAUUACUCAGACUGGACCUUUGUGCUUCUAAUCUCUGUACUCGGAUAAACUUAGACCAGGGGCUUUGUUUUAAUUUGUUUUUUAAAUUGAGUGAUUGAGUUUCUUGUUAAUCAGGUACUUGGGUCUUAAAAGUUUCUCUUUUCAGAUCUAGAAGCAGGUUUGGUGGAAUUUCCAAAGCCUACGAAGAGAUAUGGAAGCCCAAAUCCUCCUGGAAUUGGGGAUGCAGAUUUGUUAGGCAGCUUUGAAAAAUCUCAGCCACGGCCUCUUGUAAACUUGCAUUCUAAGCAGAUGGGCACUUCUUGAAUGCGUGUGCAACUAGUUAUAAGGAAAAGUUGUACAUGGGAUAGAAAAGCACUAAAUUACAGAGAGGAUAUUGUCAAGUUUAAAAAUUGAGAUGGUCAAGUUUAAAAAAAACAACACAACAAAACCCCCCAAAUUCUCCAAAUAGUAGGAUUAUUAAUAUUUGGCUGAUGGAUAGCCAUAUUGCUCAUCAUUGGCCUUCUACUACUAGCCUCGAGAUAUGGGCCCAAACAAAAUCCCUGGAGUCAAACAUGCCUGAACUUUAUGGAAGUCUGAUUCAAAUCCAGACUGCAGAGCUGGUCUUUAUGGAAUGGAUUAACCCUAACCCUGCCUCCCUGUAGCAUCCCUACCCCCGCCCCCCCUGCCAAAACGGCUUUCUCCCAAAAUACAUUUUGGACCUAUAAAUGCAUAGACGACACUUCCUUUGUUCUGUGGAAUCCUGUACUCUUAACUGGCUUAGUGGGCACUUUGAGAGAGAGAGAGAGAGAGGACAAAUCACUGGACCUGACUCCUCAAGCCACUAUUGUGGGAUGUACUUUGACUUAAGCCAGUUUUUCCUUAGGAGGACUCCUGAGGAUAAGUAUACUCAUUACAUUGCAUGGAUAUACUGACCGGUAUACUCAUGCAGGGCACCCCAGAAAAGGUCUGCAACCUGAUUCCCGCAGAGAUCCAUCACAGUCUAAAUAGAGCCUUUUUUUUUUUUCAAGCACCAUGCAGAUUCUGCCAUUGUUGUUGAAAGAGCUCUUGCCAAGCAUACAAUGAGCCUUGCUCUUACCUCAGAAAUGGCAGGUGUUCUAAUGCUUAAAGAAGAUAAGAUACCAUCUGAACUGUUCUGUUAAGGCUUGUGUUAAGUUGGGAUUUCUCUCUCAAUAUUAGAGUUCAGGAAGUUAUCUGAAGCCAAUCUGCACUUUACUCCACUUUGACAUCUCUCUGCACCAUCUGUCAUGCAUUUGCAAUCUAUUGUCAGAAUGGAAUACAUCUGGUACUGGUUGGAUGGAUCUGGGCAGUGGAUUGAAUAUGGGAAACAGCAUGCAAAUGAUUGUGCUGCCACGGUAACUUCUGAGGAUCUGGAGGCGGCAUUUCUAGCGGACCAAAAAGGCACUGUAUUGUUUCAAGUUGGUUCUUGGCAGUAUGAGAUAAACUUUCAAGAUAUGGUCCAGAUAAACUUGCACUAUCAAACUCGGAGAAAAGUCUGUAGGUGGCCAAAGUUUGUGUUCUUCGGCGGGGGAGACAAGAGUGAGAGAAGCCAAUUGGAAACUACUUAUCCAUUUCAUCUGUUUCCUCCAAACUGGGACCAAUCGGCACUGCCUGAAAUAGGGUACAAGUUGGUGGAGCUGAGUGAUACUACUAGUGAAUACAAGGAAGUCAAGGACCUAUUUGAGAAGACAAUGAAAAAUUAUAGAAUCUGCAGAUUGCAGAGGAUUCAGAACCCAUCACUUUGGCAAGUUUUCCAGUGGCAAAAGGAGCAGAUGUGGAAGACAAACAGAGGAAGAGAUGUGGAUGAGAGGCUCUUAUUCCAUGGAACAAGUACAUCCCAUCUGCAUGCCAUCUGCGGGCAGAACUUUGACUGGAGAAUCUGUGGGACCCAUGGAACAUGCUAUGGAAAAGGAAGCUACUUUGCCAGAGAUGCUUGUUAUUCCCAUCAAUAUUGUCAGACUGGCUCCAGUUCCAAGACCAUGAUCGUAGCUCGAGUGCUAGUUGGAGACUUUGUUCAAGGAAGCAAUGACUACCUUCGCCCUCCACCCAGACCUAACAAUUCGAACAACUUUUAUGACAGCUGUGUGGACAGCCCAGUGAAUCCCUCCAUUUUUGUCAUCUUUGAGAAGCACCAGAUUUACCCAGAAUAUAUAAUAGAAUAUGCAGAAGGGUACAGCUGUGUGAUCUUGUAAUGGACAGCAAUAUCACUUUCCUACACUGAGACAGUCAAAUGAUUUUACAUAUUUCCUAUUUUAAAAUAUAUUUAUUGGAACUAC
Messenger RNA from Mauremys mutica (yellowpond turtle), 2841 nucleotides. RefSeq names its product protein mono-ADP-ribosyltransferase PARP12-like. NCBI's taxonomy places the organism in Eukaryota, Metazoa, Chordata, Testudines, Geoemydidae. The transcript is spliced from 7 exons. Gene Ontology annotation, molecular function: NAD+ poly-ADP-ribosyltransferase activity. The record is from RefSeq and is a predicted model, not a curated record. The coding region runs from base 1813 to 2757 and encodes 314 amino acids.